AUGCCUAAUGUUGGCGGGCCUAAGCAAAGGAGUAGAGCACUGUUGGCGUCGGUGGCAACGUCGGUAAUGACGUAUGCCAUCCCUAUAUGGGCGAAGGCCCUGCAGGUUAAGGAGACCAGGCGUAAGUUGGCAGCUGGCCACAGACUGAGGGCCCUAAGGGUAGCCAGCGCUUUCCGCACGGUAUCGGAGAGUACCAUCGAGGUGAUUGCCGGUAAAAUGCCGAUAGAAAUUAUAGCGCAGGAGCGCGUGGAGUUAUACCGGCGGAAGAACGCAGGAGUAGCGGAAGCAACGCUUGGACCCACCGAUGCGACCCGUGAAGGAGCUCCGGAAGCGGAUGAGGUUAGAGCUGAGAGCUUUGCCAACUGGCAGGUCCUCUGGCAGCACGGUGAGGUGAAUCCGAAAAAAAACCCACCGGCAACACCCGCCGGGGCGACGCCGGGCGGGGCGGGGGGACGCUAUAUAAGCUUCCCGUCUUGA
Molecule: messenger RNA, 477 nt
Organism: Diachasmimorpha longicaudata
Lineage: Eukaryota; Metazoa; Arthropoda; Insecta; Hymenoptera; Braconidae
Exons: 2
Coding region: 1-477 (158 amino acids)
Source: RefSeq, a predicted model, not a curated record